AACUGCAUCGAUCUUUGAGCCAGAAAGCGUGCCAGUCACGUGCAACCUCAUGAUCUCUCACUGUCAUACUACAAAAUCACCAUCUUUCUCAAACUGUAAAAACAUGAAGCUUUCCUUUUUCAUGGUCCAUUAAUGGAGUUCAAUAUCAUUUUCCACAAAUACUCUUCUCACAAAACCCUCCACACCAAGAAAAAAGAAAAAUGCAUGAAACACACACACUAUUUCACCUUCCUACUAAUUUCCAGUUUUUCCAAACCUACCCAUAUAAAAAAGCUUUAACUUUAAUAUCCCAAUCUUUACACCAAUGCAACAUUAUCCUCAAGAAAAAUAAACAAAAAAGGAAGACAAACACACACUGUUUCACCUUACUAACACACCUACUCAUUUUAUGUUAUCCUUACGUUGUUUCAUCUGGAUAUUGGGAUGGAGUUACAGUCACAAAGUCAGACUUUGAAGCCUUAAAAUCUUUCAAACAAGAACUGACUGACCCACAUGGUUUCUUGAAAAGCUGGAAUGAUAGUGGAUAUGGAGCUUGUUCUGGUGGUUGGGUAGGAAUCAAGUGUGUGCAAGGACAGGUUAUUGUCAUACAGCUUCCAUGGAGAGGUUUAGGUGGUCAACUCACUUCAAAAGUUGGUCAACUUCAAGCUCUUAGAAAGCUUAGUCUCCAUGACAAUGCCAUUGGAGGUUCAGUUCCAAAGGAGUUAGGGUUUUUAUUGAAUCUUAGAGGUAUUCAAUUGUUUAACAAUAAGUUUACAGGCUCAAUACCUCCUACAUUGGGUUCAUGCACAUUGCUUCAAAGUGUUGACUUUAGUUAUAACAUGUUUGAUGAUGAAAUCCCAACUGAAUUUGGAAAUCUUGUUAUGCUAAAAAGCUUGGAUCUUUCUUACAAUUUUAUUAAUGGUGGCAUGCCGAACAGUUUUUCAAAUUUGAGUUCAUUAACUUGGUUGAGUUUAGCUCACAACAAUCUCAACGGUCAAAUUCCAGUUUUCUUGGGAGGUUUGGUGAAUCUUUUGUUCUUCAAUGUGUCCUACAACAAUCUAUCUGGUCGUGUCCCGGUUCGACUUGCUUCAAGAUUCGAUUCGAGUUGUUUUGUGGACAAUCUUGAACUAUGUGGAUACAGCCCUUCAACCGCGUGUCCCACAUCUCAUGCAGACCGGAAACUAAGUACCGAAGACAUCUUGCUAGUUGCAGGCGGAGUUUUGAUGGCAGUUUUAUUGUUAUUUUGUUGUGUACUUAUCUUUUGCAUGUUAAAGAAAGAUGAUACGGAUGAAGAUGAAAAGAAGGAUGGUGAUGAAAGUGGUGUGGGCCCUAUGAAGGAUAUUCCGGUGGCGGUGGAGGUGGAGGAGGGUGGAGAUGGUGAAGGAAAGCUUGUGUGUUUUGAAGGUGGGAUUGAGUUCACAGCUGAAGAUCUUGUGUGUGCAAGAGUUGAGAUGUUGGGGAAAAAUAGUUAUGGAACUGUUUAUAAGGCUGCUUUAGUGGAAGGGGAUCAAGUGGUUGUCACAAGAUUGAGAGAAGGGGUUAUAAAGGAUGAAAAUGAGUUUGAAACUGAAGUGAAUUCAAUUGGGAAUAUUAGGCAUGAAAAUCUAUUGGCAAUGAGGGCUUAUUAUUUGGGUCCAAAAGGGGAGAAACUUCUUGUUUUUGAUUAUAUGCCCAAAGGAAGCCUUGCUUCUUUCCUUCAUGUUCGAGGACCCAAGGAACCGGUUAAGUGGCCAACAAGAAUGAGAAUAAUAAAAGGAAUAACUAAAGGUUUGCUCAACCUCCACACCCGUCACAAUAUAAUCCAUGGAAACUUAACCUCAAACAAUAUUCUUCUGGAUGUCGAUCUUAACCCAACGAUUGCGGAUUACGGGUUUUCAUGGUUGAUGGCGACCGCUGCAAACUCAAACAUGAUUGCAGCCGCUGGUGCACUCGGGUAUCGGGCUCCCGAGCUUUCCAAACUCAAGAAAGCAAACACCAAGACUGACAUAUAUAGUCUUGGUGUCGUAAUGUUAGAACUCUUAACAGGAAAAUCAACGCAAGAGGUGGAUGAUGGUGUCGGUUUGCCACAAUGGGUGGCUUCAGUUGUGAACGAGGAGCGGACUGAUGAAGUUUUUGAUUUGAAGUUAAUGAAGGAUUCUUGUGCAACGGGUGAUGAGUUGUUAAACACGUUAAAACUUGCUUUGCAUUGUGUUGAUCCAUCUCCGCUUGCUCGGCCCGAGGUACAGCUGAUUCCUCAACAGCUGGAAGACAUUACACCGGAAACCACCAGUGAAGGUGGUGGUGGCACUUCAUCUAGGGGUGAAGCUGGAGUAGUUUUGGGACAUUUUUUUCCUUAUUGACAUAUUGGUUAAUGUAUGCAAGUUCAUCUACUUGAUUUAGUUUCUAAAAGUAGAAAGUUUUGUCAUUGUAAAGUUUGUAAAAGUAGAAGGUUUCAUUAUUGACAUUUUGACUGAAACCCUAUUUAUAUGUUUAUCAUUU
Helianthus annuus (common sunflower) is the source of this 2457-nucleotide messenger RNA. RefSeq names its product probable leucine-rich repeat receptor-like protein kinase IMK3. The coding region runs from base 201 to 2318 and encodes 705 amino acids. The record is from RefSeq and is a predicted model, not a curated record. The transcript is spliced from 2 exons. Gene Ontology annotation, biological process: protein phosphorylation. Gene Ontology annotation, molecular function: ATP binding; protein kinase activity; protein binding. NCBI's taxonomy places the organism in Eukaryota, Viridiplantae, Streptophyta, Magnoliopsida, Asterales, Asteraceae.